AUGUUCGGUACCUGCAAGGAAAAAGAUUUUGAUUUGCACAAAAAAUUCAAUGGACCAGCAAGGAAGAGGAAAGUAAGAAAGGAAGUUGAGGAGUUAGCAAAGCAAAUAGGAAUAUCCAAGGAGGCUAUGCAAAGAGCUAGAGAGAAAAACAUACUAAAGGAGGAGGACAUGGAAAAACCCAAAAAGUCAAAAUUUAUCUCCACUCCUCCCAAGCAAUCAAAGCCUAAACAGUCUCAGCCUACACCUACCUUCGAUGUGCAAAAGUUCGUUCCUCCACCCAAGUCACAAUCAACAUCAACUGGUGGAGCAGGGAAGAGAAAGAAAGAGAAACCAACAAGAAAAUAUAUAACUACAAAGGAAGAAACUGAAACAGAUGAAAAGGUCGGAGAAGUAAAGAAGACAACCACUUAUGCUAGACUGGUAAGGAAGCCUCAAACCGGUGGUGCCCAAUCAACCAAGAAGCCAAGGGCAGAAGCUAAGUCAUCUGAAAAAGCUAGAGAAAGCAAGAAGCAGAAGUCAAAAUUGGAUGAAGCUCUCAAAUUCAGAAAAGUACAAGGUACAUAUGAAGUUGUGCCCCGAAUGACCCUAAAACAAAUAAUUGAUGAAAUUCUUAAGGAUGGAAACUUGAAGAAUGUGCCUGUGAUUGAUGUGAACCUGACACAUGAUGACUCUCAUCCGAGAGAGCAAUCACAUGACACAUCUAUUCUGGAAGUGCAUAAAGUUGUUCUUGACAAGCAAAAAGAUCAAUCAUUUGAGAAAGCUAUUCUAGAAGAAAAGCCCAAGGUACAGAUCACAGUUGAUGAUCCUGUUGAUAACGUUGAUGACUCUGAUGAAGAUGUACAAGAUCCUCUGGUGAUUGAAGUUGUGUCAGAGAAGAUAGCUAAGGAGACAGAUGAUACAGAUAAGGAUAAGGAUGAUGGUGAGAAAGGUGAAAAGGAUGAGAGUGCAAAGGUUGCAAAAAAGGAGAAAGGAGAGGAGAAGACAGAUCAAGUCCUGGUAACAAUGGCAGGAGACACUGUUGCUGGUAAAGGGAAACAAAUUGCUACAAAUUAA
This is a messenger RNA of Cryptomeria japonica (Japanese cedar), 1053 nucleotides long. RefSeq lists its product as uncharacterized. The transcript has 2 exons. The coding region runs from base 1 to 1053 and encodes 350 amino acids. The record is from RefSeq and is a predicted model, not a curated record. NCBI's taxonomy places the organism in Eukaryota, Viridiplantae, Streptophyta, Pinopsida, Cupressales, Cupressaceae.